AUGGCCAAACAUGACAUAGGGGUGCUGCGCGCAGUGUUCUUUCGACCUCGAAAGCCUUUCCAUGUCCAACGAACAAGACCUCGUCGUCAUGCUUCUACGGGCAACUCACCACCCAGCGGCGACAAUCCUGAUUUCGUCUCGAUAGUCGAUGCUCCUGCUAGACUAGUGUCCGUGGGCAAGAAGCACUCGAAGCUUGGGAUCGCGGUGCUCGCUGUCAUACCGUUCACAGCGUUCUGUCUAGGGACAUGGCAGGUUCAGAGACUGGAUUGGAAAACAAAGUUGGUCGCAAGGUUCGAGGAUCGACUUGUACGCCCGCCGUUACCGCUUCCUCCACGAAUCGACCCAGAAGCCAUUCAUGAGUUUGAUUACAGAAGGGUGUAUGCAACCGGGAAGUUUCGGCACGACAAAGAAAUGCUGAUAGGCCCCCGAACGCAGGAUGGAAAAGAUGGAUUCAUGGUUAUCACUCCUCUCGAGCGAGAAGGUGGUAGCACAAUACUCAUCAACAGAGGCUGGAUCAGCCGGGAGAAGAAGUUUCAGCAAGACAGACAUCCUUCCUCGCUUCCUCGAGGCGAGAUCACGGUCUCUGGCCUGCUCAGAGAACCUUGGAAAAAGAACAUGUUCACGCCUAAUAACGUCCCAGAACAGGGCAAAUUCUAUUUCCCGGACGUCGUGCAGAUGGCGAGCGUCACAGGCGCGGAGCCUAUAUGGAUCGAAGAGACCAUGACACCAGACCUUCUGGUCAGUUACGAUCGAGAAGCCAAAGGAAUCCCAAUUGGGAGAGCAGCAGAGGUCAACCUCAGAAAUAAUCAUGUUCAGUACAUAUUUACAUGGUACUCGUUAUCCGCUGCCACGGCGCUCAUGAUGUGGAUGCUCCUCAAAAAAGCACCGGUGGAUCGUGCAAGGAGAGUCCGCCAUGUGACAAAUUGGUGA
This is a messenger RNA of Exophiala viscosa, 930 nucleotides long. Its product is annotated as SURF1 family-domain-containing protein. Gene Ontology annotation, biological process: mitochondrial respiratory chain complex IV assembly. Gene Ontology annotation, cellular component: membrane; mitochondrion. The record is from RefSeq and is a predicted model, not a curated record. Bases 1 to 930 code for a protein of 309 amino acids. The transcript is spliced from 2 exons. NCBI's taxonomy places the organism in Eukaryota, Fungi, Ascomycota, Eurotiomycetes, Chaetothyriales, Herpotrichiellaceae.